AUGUGGAGUCGGAGUGGAGGCUCUCUUAGAGAGUUUGAAAAUAAAAGAGUUGGGAUGGAAAGGAAUGACUUGCCAAAGACUGUUUAUAUACCUGAGGCAUCUGUAUAUGAUGAACAGCCUAGUUUGGUGCCUCCUAGAGACUCUGCGAUUCUGCAGAAAGCAGUUACGGUAUUUGGAUACUCACCUGCCAAUCUUGAGUGCGUGCUAAGGCAGUUUAGGGAUCUUGGAGAAAUAAAGGAAAUAAGUUAUGGAAAGAACUGGAUGGACAUAAAAUAUGAAAAAGAGAAGUGCAUGCUGCACGCACUCCAGAUGAGCAGUCAGAUCAUAAAUGGAGAAAUGAUUGGAGUAGCGCAGAAGGCCAGAAAUAACAUGGGCAUAGGGCGGGUGGAAAAGAGCUCUCUUUUUAUAAAGCAGGAUCACGGGCUACUUGGAAGAAUUUUCACCUAUUUAUUCGGGUAA
Molecule: messenger RNA, 459 nt
Organism: Nematocida parisii ERTm1
Lineage: Eukaryota; Fungi; Microsporidia
Exons: 1
Coding region: 1-459 (152 amino acids)
Biological process (GO): NLS-bearing protein import into nucleus; nuclear pore organization; regulation of DNA-templated transcription
Cellular component (GO): nuclear pore central transport channel; nuclear pore nuclear basket; nuclear membrane
Molecular function (GO): single-stranded DNA binding; phospholipid binding; structural constituent of nuclear pore
Source: RefSeq, a predicted model, not a curated record